AUGGCGGGUGCGUGGUUAGACGAUCCGCAUCUUUCUUUUCUCAUUGCUGACAAUCUUUUAAAUGCUGUUGGAGAUCCAAGGAAUCAGCGACUGAAAAGACACAUCAUGGAUGUUAUGGAUCGAUUAAUGUCUUCCAACAAUGAAGUAGAAAUCAUAAGAUCGGGAGGCUGUGCAGAAGGUUUUCGUAUGCAAGGAACAGAUGUUGACCAGAUGCAUGUCAUUAAAAAAAUAAAAGUUGUAACAAAUAUUCCAAAAGAUUGCGGAAAGUAUAGAGCGGUUGUAAGAAUGAUAAAAUCUGCUGAUGAUCCUCCAGGCUAUGUCAAACUUAUUAUUUUGACACCUUUUACGCCUUUAGGACACAUAAGAAAUGCAAUGAAAAAGGUGGGUGGGGAAUAUUAUCUAAUGAAUGAAGCAUUUUUAAGAACAUUUCAAAUAUCUUUGAAAGAAGAAGUUCGUCAUGGCCCUUGUGUCUUGGAAACAGACGAGUACGGGACAGAUCACGAUAGAGCCUAUUGUUUGGAGUACAAGGGUUGGCCAAUCUGCGCAGAGGAAUGGGUCAGACGCAAACGAGAAUAUGGAUGGCCCUCUAAAGAACUCAUCAGCAGAAUAAAAAACACAGGAUGUCACGUGAUGGCAGUAGGAUCGAAAAAGAUAAACUUACAGAAGGAAGAUCUAGCUACAUCAAAUGAAUUACACUGGACAGAGGAUCCACUGCAGUGGAGGCUUUCUUUUUCCGUGGCAGAAAAGAAACUGGUUUACGCCUUUAACGAUACGCAAUUUUUGACAUACGGGAUUUUUAAGCUUUUAAAUCGAGAACUGUUUUCUAAGGAUCCUAUUGUGAUGAAAGGUAUAUGUUCUUACUUCCUCAAAACUGCAUUAUUUUGGACAAUUGAACAAACCCCAUCAGAAUACUGGAAACCAGAGCGGCUAGUUUUUUGUGUUAGUCUCUGCUUUCAACGUUUAAUUGCUUGGAUGGAAAAUGGAUUUUGUCCAAAUUACUUUGUGAGAGAAAAUAACAUGUUUUUAGGAAAAGUACAGGAAUGGCAAUUAGCGUAUAUAUCUACUCAGGUUUCAGAGAUAUACAGAGAAGGUUGGAGGUGUUUACUUAGAUGUCAUUCCUUAUUUCAUCUUAAAACAGCUUUGGAACAUGCUAGACGAGAUAUAACACCAUUUUCAUUUCCGAUCUCAAAUCCAGAGGAAGAUUUCAGAAUUCUUCGGUCAUCCUUCAACAACCCUAUCAGCGACACUAGAAAAGAAAUGAUUCUCGAUAGCGGACUGUUUAGUGAAAUUCUUGCAAGACAAGCAAAACUGCCAUCUGUAGAGCAACUAGAAUUAGAAUUAAAAAAUUCGCUUACAUUAGAGGUAAAAGAAAAAUACUUUGAGACUUUAGAUAUCGAUAUACUGAAGCUUUGCCGCUACCAAACCUUUUGUAAACUUGCACUUUUUUACUUAAACAUCUCUUUGACGGAAACUAAAAGUCGAAGUUGUUAUAAAUAUAUAAGGAAAGCCUUUUCAUACCUAAACUAUGCUCGUUUUGCGGAUAUCAGUAAAGGAAACUUAACUCUAGCUACAGCUUACUAUUGUCUUGGAAGAUUUACAACAGCGCUGGAUCAUAUUAAACAAUACGAGGAAAUUUUAGAAAAUUGUCUUGGUUAUACACGUGUAAGCGUUCGUCAUGGUUGUUAUGCUGUUGGGGACUAUGAGGAAAACUUCUGUGGACGACAAAUGAGUUCACUGGAAAAAGCAUCAGUGGCCGUCUCCUAUGACUUUGAAGUUUACAGGAUGAUGCCGCUUGUACCUAUUGAAAUAGCUCUAGAAAUUUUCCUAAUGAAAAACACUGAAUCACGUCUUGUCAUCCCACCAAAAAUGUACUCGGUAUUUCUGAAAAUUCUUUGUCACUCAAAUCUAUGCAAUUUGAAUGAAGUUCAGAAAUUGUCACAAUCAUUGAAAGAUUGUCCUGAAGAGAUCCACGAAAGUCUACAAAAGACCAACACAGACAAUGUCUACUUGAAGUACAUUAUGCUUGCUGUGACAGCAAUGAAACUAGGGAAUUACGAAGAAGCAUUGCGAUAUUACUGUCUGGCCCAUAACAGUAAGAGAAGAUUGAUGCGGAAUUCUCCCAACUGCCCUGAAUGGCAAACCAGAACGUCUGGAUUAUUUUACAUUGCCCAACUUCUCAGAAUUUUAAUGUGA
This is a messenger RNA of Saccostrea echinata, 2193 nucleotides long. RefSeq lists its product as uncharacterized. The record is from RefSeq and is a predicted model, not a curated record. The transcript has 2 exons. Gene Ontology annotation, molecular function: protein binding. Bases 1 to 2193 code for a protein of 730 amino acids. Lineage: Eukaryota; Metazoa; Mollusca; Bivalvia; Ostreida; Ostreidae.